This is a messenger RNA of Gadus chalcogrammus (walleye pollock), 3666 nucleotides long. RefSeq names its product ATP-dependent RNA helicase DHX15-like. The record is from RefSeq and is a predicted model, not a curated record. The transcript has 14 exons. Lineage: Eukaryota; Metazoa; Chordata; Actinopteri; Gadiformes; Gadidae. Gene Ontology annotation, cellular component: intracellular anatomical structure; spliceosomal complex. Gene Ontology annotation, molecular function: RNA helicase activity; RNA binding; ATP binding. Bases 349 to 2622 code for a protein of 757 amino acids.
GGUUGGCCUGUCCAGAGCGGAGAUGGCGUGAGGAGGAAUGGGGGUGAUGACAUGAGUUCUUAUGUGUUGAGUCGAGUGAACUCUUGUGGUAUCCUGCAAAAUAUGGAGUCAUAUAAAAGAUGACACUUGGCCGACAUAGAUAAGAAAAAUAUACUUUGCAACAACCACACUCGGCACUGUUGCCUUGAGCCAACGCCACACAGCGGGUCGCAUCGCCGGAAGUUUUGUUUUUCUUCACGCAUGCGCGCAUCCAGCGCAGCUUGUCGGGAAAGGUAGUGACUCUGGAUGCUAUCUGCUGGAUGCUAGCUACAGUUUGUUUUGAAAUAUCGCACAAUUGUCCAUAAAGACAUGUCCAAAAGACAUCGUCUAGAUCUGGGCGAUGACCACUCCACCAGUAAGAAGCGAUCUGAUGGGCGAGACAGGGAUAGAGAUCGGGAGGAUCGCUCCAGGGACCGAGACCGGGACCGGGAUAGAGACCGGGAGAAGGACGUCAAGCCCCCAGGUGUCUCCUACAACUGUGUCCCUCUCGGAGCAGCUAUAGCACCCAUCAAACCCAGCCUAGCCAUGCACCAGCAAAUAAAUCCUUUCACCAACCUGCCACACACACCGCGCUACUAUGAGAUCCUUAAAAAAAGGUUACAACUGCCGGUGUGGGAUUAUAAGGAAAGCUUCAACGACAUCAUCACUCGUCAUCAAAGUUUUGUGCUUGUUGGCGAGACGGGGUCCGGCAAGACAACCCAGAUCCCCCAGUGGUGCGUGGACCUGGUGAAAGGUAUACCGGGGCCCAAGCGUGCGGUGGCCUGUACACAGCCCAGGAGGGUGGCUGCUAUGAGCGUGGCCCAGAGAGUGGCUGACGAGAUGGACAUCAUGCUGGGACAGGAGGUCGGCUACUCGAUCAGAUUUGAGGACUGCAGUUCGGCCAAAACAAUAUUGAAGUACAUGACAGACGGUAUGCUGCUCAGGGAGGCCAUGAACGACCCGCUGCUGGAGCGCUACGGCGUGAUCAUUCUGGACGAGGCCCACGAGCGGACCCUGGCCACGGACAUCCUGAUGGGGGUGCUGAAGGAGGUGGUGCGGCAGCGCUCGGACCUCAAGGUCAUCGUGAUGAGCGCCACGCUGGACGCCGGGAAGUUCCAGGUGUACUUCGACAGCUGCCCCCUGCUGACCAUCCCCGGGCGCACCCACCCCGUGGAGAUCUUCUACACCCCCGAGCCCGAGCGAGACUACCUGGAGGCGGCCAUCCGCACCGUCAUCCAGAUCCACAUGUGCGAGGAGGAGGAGGGUGACUGCCUCCUCUUCCUCACGGGGCAAGAGGAGAUCGACGAGGCGUGCAAGCGGAUCAAGCGCGAGGUGGACGACCUUGGGCCAGAGGUGGGGGACAUCAAGAUCAUCCCCCUGUACUCCACCCUGCCCCCGCAGCAGCAGCAGAGGAUCUUUGAGCCGCCGCCGCCCAGGAAGCCCGGCGGUGGAAUAGGGAGAAAGGUUGUGGUGUCGACCAACAUCGCAGAAACCUCCCUGACCAUCGACGGUGUCGUGUUUGUGAUCGACCCCGGCUUCGCCAAACAGAAGGUGUACAACCCUCGUAUCCGGGUGGAGUCGCUGCUCGUCACGGCCAUCAGCAAGGCCUCGGCCCAGCAGCGGGCGGGGCGCGCCGGUCGCACGCGGCCAGGGAAGUGCUUCCGCCUCUACACGGAGAAGGCCUACAAAACAGAGAUGCAGGACAACACGUACCCUGAGAUCCUGAGGUCCAACCUGGGCUCUGUGGUUCUGCAGCUCAAGAAGCUGGGCAUCGAUGACCUUGUGCACUUUGACUUCAUGGACCCGCCAGCCCCCGAGACGCUGAUGCGGGCCCUGGAGCUUCUCAACUACCUGGCGGCGCUCAACGAUGACGGAGACCUGACUGAGCUGGGCUCCAUGAUGGCGGAGUUCCCCCUGGACCCCCAGCUGGCCAAGCUGGUCAUCGCCAGCUGCGAGUUCAACUGCUCCAACGAGAUCCUGUCCAUCACCGCCAUGCUGUCAGUCCCGCAGUGCUUCGUACGACCCACCGAGGCCAAGAAGGCGGCCGACGAGUCCAAGAUGCGCUUCGCCCACAUCGACGGAGACCACCUGACCUUCCUCAAUGUCUACCACGCCUUCAAGCAGAACCAUGAGUCCAACCAGUGGUGCUACGACAACUUUGUCAACUACCGCUCGCUGGUGUCUGCGGACAACGUGCGGCAGCAGCUGUCGCGCAUCAUGGACCGCUUCAGCCUCCCGCGGCGCAGCACCGAGUUCACCAGCCGGGACUACUACAUCAACAUCCGCCGCUCUCUCUGCACCGGCUUCUUCAUGCAGGUGGCCCAUCUAGAGCGCACGGGUCAUUACCUCACCGUGAAGGACAACCAGGUGGUGCAGCUGCACCCCUCCACCGUCCUGGACCACAAGCCCGAGUGGGUGCUCUACAACGAGUUCGUCCUCACAACCAAGAAUUACAUCCGCACGUGUACAGACAUCAAACCAGAAUGGCUGGUGAAGAUUGCACCUCAAUACUAUGAAAUGGGUAACUUCCCCCAAUGUGAAGCCAAGAGACAGCUGGAGCGAAUCGUUGCCAAAUUAGAGACCAAGGAGUACACUCAGUACUGAACACCAGGCGACACGUCCCAGUUUUAGACCCUCCCCGUCUGUAUCAUGUAUCUUAAUCAUUUGAGUUGAUUCUGUUGUUUCAUUUUUACUACGGUUCAUUCUGUAAGUGUCGGAUAAAAUUUCCAACCCGGCGGAAAGAUUUUCAAAAGGAAUAUCAUGAACUCGUCACUUUGUUGUUCACUUUCCUGAAGGAAAUUGCAUAAAAUCUAAAGGCUGUAUAUUCGCCUUGUUUCUUUAAUAAAGGAGCUUUGACCUACUGUCUUUUCAUAUCUUCAAAUGAUUUCCCUCUAUAAAGGGCAAGAGGUUCUGAUUGAGUAUAACAAAGUGCUCAGUAGAGGGACAGCUUGACUCUGGACCGCCAUGUCUUCUUGUAUGUCGUGUUCUUUCUGUUGGAUGAUUUAUUCACUAACUUGAUCUGUCUAUGCGGUUACUCAGACUUCAGAUCCAUUUGGCUGACACUAUCAAGAAACUAUUGUAUUACAGUCCGACAAAGAUGUUUUGUGCAAAACCGAUGCUUGCAUCAAUUAUUUUGUUUGCAUAAACUGACGGAUUGCGCCAAAAUGGCCUUCUUGACCCGAUGCAGUUUGUGAUCAGGGCUUGUUUUAAACUGUCUGUCUGGAACAUUCUCCGUUCGGUUUAGCCAGUGAUUCCUUGUAACCCCUGACAUUAUUUAAAGCCAGUUCUAUCCAUUUCCCAGGGAAAUAGUCAAAUAUUAGCCACUAUCCCGCACACUGUAUCCGGGACCUUUAAGUUUGAACCCAAAAGUAUAGCAUACGUACAUGAAUAACCUCCCUGUCCCACGACCUCAUCUACAUACUGGCCAAGCACGGAUUUAAGCAAAUGCUUAAUAGAAAAUGGAACAUUUUGGGAGGUAAUCAAUAAUUUAUUUCUAUGGGGUUUAUGGGAUCAUGGUGACAUAAUAGAGACGUGCAUGAUUGGUGAAUUUUUUGGAAUAGUGUAUUUUUUCCCCCCAGUGUAUUAAGCUUCCAGUAAUUUCGUUAUUCGUUUUAGGCCUACAUAAAAAUGUAAACUUUACAAUAAGGG